This is a messenger RNA of Colletotrichum siamense, 525 nucleotides long. RefSeq names its product Mitochondrial import receptor subunit tom20 (gene tom20). The record is from RefSeq and is a predicted model, not a curated record. Gene Ontology annotation, molecular function: transmembrane protein transporter activity. Lineage: Eukaryota; Fungi; Ascomycota; Sordariomycetes; Glomerellales; Glomerellaceae. The transcript has 4 exons. Gene Ontology annotation, cellular component: mitochondrial outer membrane; mitochondrial outer membrane translocase complex. The coding region runs from base 1 to 525 and encodes 174 amino acids. Gene Ontology annotation, biological process: tRNA import into mitochondrion; protein import into mitochondrial matrix; protein targeting.
AUGUCCCAGACGUCGACGAUAGUGACGGCAUCGGUCGCCGCCGCGGUUACCGGCCUGUUUGCCUACGCCGUUUACUUCGACUACAACCGCCGCAACAAGGCCGAAUUCCGCAGAGAGCUGCGCCGAAACGAGCGCAGACAGCACAAGGCCGAGAAGGAGGAGGCCCAGCUGGAGACCGUCCGCCAGCGUCAAGCGAUCAAGCAAUCCGUCGAUGACGCCAAGGCCGAGGGCUUCCCCGACGACGUUGAGUCCAGAGAAGCCUUUUUCUUGCAGCAGGUUUCCGAGGGAGAGACCCUUUCCGCAGACCCCACCCGCGCCGUUGAGGCUGCGCUGGCGUUCUACAAGGGCCUGAAGGUCUACCCCACGCCUGGUGACCUGAUUGGUAUCUACGACAAGACCGUCCCCAAGCCUGUUCUGGACGUACUGGCUGAGAUGAUCGCCUACGACUCGACCCUCAACAUCGGCCAGUACACCGGCGGUGUCAACGCCAACCUCUCUGACAUGCCCACCGUUGGCCUGGACUAA